AUGAAAAGGAAGGAAGGUGGGGGGGGGAUGAGUGUGGGAAUAUGGGGGAGGGGAGAAAGGAAGAAGGUGGGGGGGGAUGAGUGUGGGAAUAUGGGGGGGAGAGGAGAAGGAAGGAAGGGGGGGGAAGUUAUGGAGGGGGGUGUGGAGGGGGGGUGUGGUUUGUUUAAGGGGGGUUGGGUUUAUGGUUUGUGGUAUUGUUGGUGGGGGGUGGUUGUGUUUGGUGUGUGGGGGGGGGGUGUGGGUGGGGUUUGGGUGGUUGGGGUUGUGGGGGGUGGUGGUGGGGUGAGGGGUGGGGGUUUUUUGGGGGGGGUGGUGGGGGGGGGGGGGGGUGGUGGGUGGUGUGGGGGGUGGGAUGGGGGGGGGAGGGGUGGGUGGGGUUUUGUUGUUGGGGGGGUAUUGGGGUGGGUGUUGGGUGUGUGGGUGAGGGGGGUUGUGGGGGGUGUUGGGGGUUGGGGGGUGUGUGUUUGGGUGGUGUGUUGGGGGGUGUGUGGGGGGGGGGGGUUGGGUGGGGUUUUGGGGGUGGUUGGUAUUGGGGGGUUUUUUGGGGGGGGUGGGGGGUUGGUGGGUAGGUUUGGAGGUGGUAGUUGGGGGGGGGGGGGGGUGGGGGGUGGGUUUUGUGUGUGGGGGGGGUGUGGGGGGGGUGGUUUGAGGGGGGUGUUUUGUGUGUGUGGGUUGGUGGUUGUGGGGGUGGGUGGGGGUGGGGGUAAGAUUGGGGGUGGGGUUGGGGUUGGUUGGGGGGGUUGUUUUGGGGUGGUGGUGGGGGUGGGGGGGGGGGGGGGGGGUGUGUUGGGUGGGGUGGGGUGGGGGGGGGGGGAGGUGGUGUGUGGUGGGUGGGGUGUGUGGGAGGUGUGGGGGGGGAUGGAGGAAGGGGAUUGGGGUGGGGGGGGUGAGGGUGGGGAGGUGAUGUUGGGUGUGGGGGGGGUAGGGUUAGGGUGUGUGGAAGUGGGUGGGGGUUGUUUGGAGUUUGGGGGUGUUGUGGGUGUGGGGGAUUGGUUGGGGGGGGGGGAAGAGGGGUGGGAUGAUUAG
Messenger RNA from Knipowitschia caucasica, 1026 nucleotides. The record is from the annotation of a GenBank genome assembly. Lineage: Eukaryota; Metazoa; Chordata; Actinopteri; Gobiiformes; Gobiidae.